UAUUACUAGUGACAAACAUAUAUAAAACAUGGAAAGCUUAACGCCGACACAGCUGAAAAAGUUAAAAGAGCACAAGUAUAGUGCCACUGGAACGUCCUUAGUGGAACCGUACAUGCAGGUCUUCUGGAAAUGGUUAGUAGAACAAAUUCCAACAACCUGGGCACCAAACACGUUGACAGUUGUUGGAUUGAUACUUAAUAUUGCCACAUCUACGCUGUUGUUCUUGUACAGUCCAGAUGGGAAAUCGGAGGCUCCAAGGUUUGUUUACUUGCUUUGUGCAAUUGGUUUAUUUUUAUACCAGUCCUUAGAUGCUAUUGACGGAAAGCAAGCAAGGAGAACAAACACAAGCUCACCUCUUGGUGAACUGUUUGAUCAUGGUUGUGACUCAGUUUCUACAGUCUUUGUAGGCUUGGCAACUGUAGUGGCAUUAAACAUGGGAAAAGAUUUAGACUGGAUGAUGUAUGAGUUAUUUGCAGCUAUAUUUUUAUUUUAUAUGGCCCACUGGCAGACAUAUGUAACAGGAACACUUAGAUUUGGACAAUUUGAUGUUACAGAAUCCCAGUUAAUGAUAAUAGGUGUUUAUUUAACAAAUUUUUUAUUUGGGUCUACACUGUGGGAUUUAACGUUUCCCAUUAUAGGAAUGACAUUGAGAAAAGCAGUUAUUUUAUUAAGUAUAUUGCCACAGAUUUUACAGUUUGGAUCAAAUUUUUCCGUCAUUAUGCAGGGAGGAAGUGGUAAAAAUAAAUCUACAAUAGCUGGUACAAGUACUAUAUUUCCAGUACUACCUAUAGUGUUAGUCCUAGCACUAGGUAUAAUAAUAUCACAGAAGUCAGAGACACUAAUAUAUGAAAAUCAUCCAUGUUUCUUUCUUCUUUGUUUUGGAUUAGUGGCUGCUAAAAUAACAAACAAAUUAGUGGUAGCACAAAUGACAAAAAGUGAAAUGGAUUUAUUUGACUCGUCAUUACUGGGCCCAGGAAUGUUAUUUCUUAAUCAAUAUUUCAACUGCAUAUUAAAUGAAUAUUUGGUUUUAUGGCUUAUGUUUAUAUAUGUAACACAAGAUUUAUUAAGAUACUCAUCUUCAGUUUGCCAACAGAUUUGUCAAUACUUGGGAAUUUACUGUUUUGACAUCACAUCAUCUCCAAAGAAUGGAAAAGCAUCAUGAAUUGUACCCGCUGCUUAUUGCUCAACAUUUUGUCUGUCAUAUAUUAUUUAUUUUAAGAAAUGUUUUAUUGGUAUGAAUGCUUGAUCCACAUUGUUUAGGAAAUCAGCAAUUUUUUACAUUCUUCCAAAUUUAAAGUUUUUUGUGUUAUUUGGUUAUACCUGUACGUUAUUUUAAGAGUCCACAAAAAUUGAUAACUUUUGGCAAAGAGUUGGUAAAGCAUAUAAUUUUUGUCUCUCCUGCAACAAAAGUUGCAGAAUAAGAGAUGUAGGGAUGCUAAUCCAGCUGCAAUUGCUAUGAUCGUCUUGACCUCAUUUUCAUGGUCCCAUGACUGCUUAAGAAACUAUUGAUGUUAUUUUUUGAAUUAGAACUGCAGUUUUUAUAACAUAUUUUUCGGUAAUUAUUAGUAUGAGAUUACUUUUAUUUGGUAUAUAGAAUCAUUGCUAGAUGUACUUGUCCCUCUGAUGGGGUUAUACUGAACUUGCCCUCAUUUCACAAUUCAAUGCUUAUUGUUAAGUGUGCGAUAAGGAUAAUUUCUCAGAAAGUACCACUGUAUAAGUAACAGGUCUUCAUGUUAGUCUGACAGGGAUCAUCUGACUUUGACCUCUUUUCAAGGUUUAUAAGUCAUUUACUAUAAGUACAAGGUAAACUAUAUUUGGUGUAUAAAAUGGUUGUAACUUGUUAUUUUUUUCUGACAGGGUUCAUCUUACCUUGACAUCGUUCAGAUACUAUUAUAACAAUAGGUCAAUUAUAUUAGUUGUAUUAAAUGAUUGAAAGGUGUACAUGUUGAUCAGACUGUGUUCAUCUUUUCUUGACCUCAUUUUCAUGGAUCAUUGAUCAAUUUUAAAUUUUCGUAAUGAGGUCUGGUUUAAGAGCGCUAUAAGAAAUAGGUAAGAUUUUCUGUGUAUAGAAUGUUUGUAAGGUGUACAUGUCUGUUUGACAUGGUUUACUGAGCCUGACCUCAUUUUCACAGUUGGUUGGUGUUAAGUUUUUGUGAUUAUGUCCAUUUCUUAGAUACUAUAAUUAAUAGGUCAACUAUAUUUGGUGUAUAGAAUGAUUGUAAGGUGAACAUUUCUGUCAGAUAGGGUUUUUGUGAUAUUUUCUUAGAUAAUUGAUAAUGUUAAGGUUAUGUGAUACCUGCAGUCAAAUCAUGAGCUAAAAGACUUUCAACCUAAAAUUUAAUAUUACCACUAAAAAAGGCGAGGCAUUUGUGUGCACUCUGGUUGAAAAUCUGUCCUCCCAAUUUGUACUUCAUCAUUUAAGUAAUGUUUUUUUAGUUUCUAAAAUACAGAUGCUUUACAAGAUUAAUAUAUUGCCUAAUAUCGCCCUAUCCAACAGCAUUAAUUUGUGUAUACAGUUAGUAAAUUCUGCAUACCCUCAUCCUUUAAAUUAGAAUAAGGAGAAGUUGUAUGAUUGCCAAUUAGACAACUAUCUGUCAGAAAGGAAAUAGACCAAAAGUCUGUUUAUCCUUAUUUUUUGCAAGCACUUGCAAAAGAAUAUUAUUAAAGAGUCAUACUUAAACACAAACAGACACAUCUCUUCUCUAUGUGUUUGUGCUGAGCAUAUCUGUAGAAAAAUUCAAAACAUGGGUAAAAGACGGUGUGAUCAUGACAUUAUUCAUGAAUAAUUAGCUGUGUUUUUUAGGAAUUCAUUACCCAAAACAUUUUUGAAUGAAUUCAGAGAAAUUUAAUUGCAGAGAUAUUUUUAUACAUAUUUAUUAUAAACAAGAUAUUGCUAUUUAUUUACACAUGGACAAUUGUAAAUUAUGCUAUUUUUGUUUAUUUCCUUGAUGAAAGUAUGGCUUCAUAUGAAAAUUCACUUCACUUCAUUAUUUUGUAGAUUUUUUUAAUGUCAAAGACCUACCGGUAUGCUUUUUUACUUAAGUUGAAAAAGUUUUCUGAAAUACUUUCACGUAUUCAGUCUAUUUUAAGUUUGCAUUAUAUGUAAACACCAGAUUUUACUAUUUUGUGGUUAUUGUUUUAAAGCAAAAGUAUUUUAAUCCAAGUUUGAAAACAGUUACCUAGAAAAAUGUAUAUCUUGCAAAAACAAUGUUGGUUACAGUAUAAAAUAGUUCAUUCAAAGAAUAUUUGAAAAAAAUAACAUGUGUUGUAAAUUGCAGAAUAUUAACAUUUAAACUGUAUUUUAUAGUUAAAUCAUUGCAAAAUUAUUACAAAAGUAAUAUUAUAAUUGAAAUAAGUGGAUAUUUAAAAACAACAUAAUUUUGAAACAACAAUUUCAAAGAUAUCUUUCUUUCUUUUUGAUAAAAUCAAAAUAUAUUGCUCCGUGGUCAUUAAUUUCCUUUUCAUUUCAAAAUUGCUAAGCUUGAGCCAGGCUUGUUUUGCUUUAAAUUAUUGCUACAUGUUUUAAUUGGUUUGCCAUUUAUGCUUUUCCUUUUUCAUUCAAAACUGCUAAGCUUCAGCCAGGUUUUUAUGCUUUAACUUAUUGCUACAUGCUUUAAUUAGUUUGCCAUUUAUGUUUUUCUUGCAAAGUGCUUUACAGUUGUAUAUAAUAAUCAAUUGCCAUUCUUUAUGCAGUCAAUAAAAUUUUAGAAUAACAAUGUGCCAUAAUUUUGAUGUUUGUGUGGUUACGUUAUAAUUAUGUAGAUUGGUCUUGUUUUAUUGUUUUAACUUGAAAUUCAUUCAACCAGUAUUAGACACUAUCUGGAUUUUUAAUAUUUUACUCUUUGGUACUUAAAGCCUACAGUCAUAAAACUUUACUCAGUACUCUUUAAGUACAAAAUUUGUGCUUGAAACACUGAGCAGUGGCGGAUCCAGGGGGGGUUACAGCGGUUGGAACCCCCCUUCUUUUCUUGACGAUCAAUGCAUUUGAAUGGGGACAUAUAGUUGGAACCCCCCUUUAUCCUGGGUUGGGAAGCCCCCUUUUAAAAAUGGCUAGAUCCACCCCUGCUGAGUACAAUGAUCCAACUCCAAAUUCUUAUUACCACAAGGCCUAGUCAUAAAAACCAAUAAAACUGACUUGUAGAAAUAAACAAACAAAGUUUUAUUGAACCACCAUUUAAAACAAAAAAGUUUUAACACAUGACAUGGCAUGUUAAUAAUAGCAGAUUUGUUGAGUAUCCCAUUUCCAUGAUGAUCAUGACACUUUAAGGAAAUUUACAGUGAAUUAAAUUCUUUUUUUUGGGGGGGGGAAUCUUUUCCUCCCAAAACAAAACCCAGAAACUCAAUUUCCAUACCAUGAUACUGACUUUAACUAAAGUUAUGAUUUGAAACAACAAGGGGUAAUUUUCAGCCGUGUUCAGCACCAGUAAAAACAGAAUUAUUACUUUAAAGAAUUCCUAGAUUUUGAAAUACUAGAAAAGUAGUGGUGAACUAAGGUCUUUUCAUUCCUCAUAUAAAAGUGUAAAGUACAAUUUUAACAUUUAAGUGUAUGAAGUUAUAAAAAUUUAAAGUUAUUUUGUCAGACAUGAAUUUUAUAUGUAUCAUUUUGAAAUAAAUUGAGAGAUAUAAGGGUUGCUGGGCAAAUUUUUUUUUUUAAUGCAUUGCAUAAGAAAAGGGUAGAAGGGAUAGUCUGUGAUUAAAUAAUUUUACAUUGUCUGUGUGUUUCUAUAAUGUAUGCAGCUGAAGCUUUGUACACAUUUAGCAAAGGAAUGUGGUUAAACCAGUGCAGGGCCUGUGUUAACUUGCGUUAAGGUGUAAACUUUUGCUCUACAAUAUUUCAUCUUCUCUGUAACAUGUAUCUUUGAAAAUAUUCCCCCUAAAGGACCUUAGAAAGGGGGGAGUCUUAAUCAAAUAAGUUCUGGUAUUUUUGAACAAUGGACAAAAAUAUUGGAUUAAUUAUUACGAUAUCAGGAAUUAGUACAUACAAAUAAUGCUAUUAAAAUUUAAAAUGCGAGUUUUUAUUUUUUGCGAAACCAAUUCCAUUGCAAUUUCAGCAAUUAUAAAAACGUUGCUAAAAUUUCAUAUUUCACAGUGUUUUGAUUGGCACAUGGUCUCUUGAAAAAUAUUGAUUAAGUUUAAAUUUAAAACUUACAUAUGUCUCAUUAAAAGUGUAUGCGUAUAUAUAUAUAUACACCAUUUUAUUGUUUUUAUCAAAGAGUAUAUAUUUUGUUACAAGUCAUCGUUGUUGUUUUUGAUGUUGUCUGUUUUCUGUUUAAUUAUGUUGCUUUUGUGAUAUAUCUAAGAUAUGUAAAUCAAGAUUUUGUAAAAUUUAUGAUACAUGGUUUUUUAUAUCUCAAUGGCAUAAAAAUAAACUUAUUCAUCACUUUACGGCUAUUGACAAAGAACAGAUAUUUAAUCAGGAUUUCAGUUAUUCUUGCUUGUUGCUAGUUUCCAUAAUUUUUUUUCUGUAUGAUAAUUUUCCAUUACAAAAAUAGAUAUGGGUUUUUUUCUCAGUCGAUUCUCAUCAUUCUGAUUUACCAUAUAUGGAAUAUUUUUUUCUCAUUGUAUAAGAAUAAAUGCUCAGGUUUAUACAAGCUGAUCAAUGCAACACAUUAUGUUUGUUUGUAUCAUUACAUACAUUGAAGGAUAUUUGACUAGAUUGUCAAAUGACCAAUCAUGGCUUUGUCAAUUUAAUUAAGCUUCAUCCAUAAUGCCUUAAAGUUUUCAUUUGUUGCCUGGAUGUUCAAUUAUAUAAGAUACUUUGUGUCUAAGAUGAAAAUGUCAUGCAGGGUUAAAAAAAAAAUUAGUAUAUAUGUCUACAUAUAUUUGCAUUUAAUCCACUGAUUGAAAACAAAUAGAACUCAUUACCAUAGAUAGAUCUAUGUUCUAUAAACUUUUAAAAAUCAUAUUAUUUCUGCACUUAUACUUAAAAGUACCAGUAUUAAUAAAUGGAGUCCAAGAGUUAAAAAUAUUAUUUUUAGACAAGUGUGAAAUUUUAUAUCCUGAAAGACUACGUAGUUUGUUCAAUAUUUAUGUUAGUGUUGCGGUAAAUGGGCAUCAUUUGAAAUGUAAAAACUAUACCUUAUAUCUUCUUUUAUUCAUGUUUAUUUGAACAAUCUUUGCAUUGCUUUUUUUGGAAUUAAAUGAUCAGUUUGUUACACUAGGUGUAUGUUUCAAUGCUACUUAAUACUCCUUUUUCUUUUAUGACACAGUUUUCUAGUUUAAUAUAAUUAGGAAAUGAUGUAAAUUGUUUUUAUUUGCAUAAAUUUAGUAAUAUAUUCAUUGCUUAAAGAUGUCAUUGAGUGAGAUAGCGUAACAUCACUGUGAAGCACGUUUUUUUUCAGCAACUCAUCUCAUCCUCAUACAGAUUAAUAACUUCCUUUAAUGAAAGUUUCAGCUGAAAUCUUCUUGGGGUUUAUUUCAACAAGAUAUAUCUUGUUAGUAUAUAAUGUUUUCAGGUGUAAAAACAAGAUCAUGGAAGAUCUUUACCCAAAGCUUCCUACAAAUAUUUAUCCAUCUUUCCCAGAAGGAAGCUGUUUCAGCGAAAAGAAUGAUUUCAUUUUUUUUUUCCAUUAAGUUCAAAUAACAAAUUCAUUGUUUAUUGUUAUAACAAAAAUCUGACCAAGAUUCACCUUUUCUUCCCAUUUAAUAUGAAGUUGGAAUGAAAGUUGAUAUUUUGUUGUUAAUUUUUUCCAGUAUUUUGUGAUGUGUUCAGAGUUGUUUGAAAUUUGACCAAAAUUCACCUCUUUUAUUCAUCCAAUUAUACGUUUGGAAUGAAAUAUAUUUUUAUUCUCAUAUUUUGUGGAGUUUAUAGUAAAUAUGAUAAUAUGACAUUUUUGCUAUGGUUCUAAAUUACUCAGUGAUAGGAUAUUCUCUUCAAAACAUGGCUUCUAAAAUGGUCAUAGUGUCCGGAAUAUCCUGGGAAACUAUAUUCUCAACCGGAUUUGCCAAGCCUGCUGCUCUUUUCAUAAAAAAUCUUAAGAGUAAAAAAUACUUGUAAGUCAUACACAUUUCAGUUUAACUUACGAUUGAUUUUAAUCAAAAAUUUUUUUUUGAAAAGAGUCACUGAACCUGUAUCAAACGAAGGUUUGCCAUUUUAACAUAAUUCAGAAAAAGGAUAAAUAUUUACAUGACUAAAAUGAUUGGUGCAAUACAACUUAUUUUCUUCUCUUUUUGUUAGAACAGGAUUUUUUUUUUGGAAUUGGAUGGUCAGUUUGUUACACUAGGUGUAUGUUUCAAUGCUACUUAAUACUCCUUUUUCUUUUAUGACACAGUUUUCUAGUUUAAUAUAAUUAGGAAAUGAUGUAAAUUGUUUUUAUUUGCAUAAAUUUAGUAAUAUAUUCAUUGCUUAAAGAUGUCAUUGAGUGAGAUAGCGUAACAUCACUGCGAAGCAGGUUUUUUUCAGCAACUCAUCUCAUCCUCAUACAGAUUAAUAACUUCCUUUAAUGAAAGUUUCAGCUGAAAUCUUCUUGGGGUUUAUUUCAACAAGAUAUAUCUUGUUAGUAUAUAAUGUUUUCAGGUGUAAAAACAAGAUCAUGGAAGAUCUUUACCCAAAGCUUUCUACAAAUAUUUAUCCAUCUUUCCCAGAAGGAAGCUGUUUCAGCGAAAAGAAUGAUUUCAUUUUUUUUUUUCCAUUAAGUUCAAAUAACAAAUUCAUUGUUUAUUGUUAUAACAAAAAUCUGACCAAGAUUCACCUUUUCUUCCCAUUUAAUAUGAAGUUGGAAUGAAAGUUGAUAUUUUGUUGUUAAUUUUUUCCAGUAUUUUGUGAUGUGUUCAGAGUUGUUUGAAAUUUGACCAAAAUUCACCUCUUUUAUUCAUCCAAUUAUACGUUUGGAAUGAAAUAUAUUUUUAUUCUCAUAUUUUGUGGAGUUUAUAGUAAAUAUGAUAAUAUGACAUUUUUGCUAUGGUUCUAAAUUACUCAGUGAUAGGAUAUUCUCUUCAAAACAUGGCUUCUAAAAUGGUCAUAGUGUCCGGAAUAUCCUGGGAAACUAUAUUCUCAACCGGAUUUGCCAAGCCUGCUGCUCUUUUCAUAAAAAAUCUUAAGAGUAAAAAAUACUUGUAAGUCAUACACAUUUCAGUUUAACUUACGAUUGAUUUUAAUCAAAAAUUUUUUUUUGAAAAGAGUCACUGAACCUGUAUCAAACGAAGGUUUGCCAUUUUAACAUAAUUCAGAAAAAGGAUAAAUAUUUACAUGACUAAAAUGAUUGGUGCAAUACAACUUAUUUUCUUCUCUUUUUGUUAGAACAGGAUUUUUUUUUUUAGGAAAAAGCUACUUUAAAGAUAUAAUGAUAUUGAGCUGCACAAGUCCAUGUCCGUUUUCUUCAGUGCAGUAUUUUGUUACAAUGUUUGUGAUUGACUGAAGUAUACUGUCAAUAAUACACAAACAAGAUCACAGGAAUCACAAAAAAUAUCGGAAAGUUGAUUGUUUUAUGUUGAAAACUGAAAAAAAAAAAUCUGAUCAUAUUUCUACAGUAUAUAUUCUAGUUUGAAACACAAUAUUGUAAAAAUUAUAGGGGAAAUCAGGUGAUAUAAUUUAUGCAUGUUCUUUUCAUUUUACAAGUUAUGACCUAUUUUUUUUUACAAUUAAAAAAAAUCUGUAAGAUAAGGCAUUAAAAAGAAAUAACAUUGGAAAUACAUGUAUACUUGACAAAGUUGUAUAAAGGUUUUGCUACAUUUUACUGUUUGCUAAUAGAUCUUUAAAGGAAAACUUUAAUCGUCAUGAAAUAUAUCAUAUCGGGGUACACAUACUCCUAAAACUUGAAUUGGAUGAAAAACUUUCAGAAUUUUGGGUCCUCAGUGCUCUUUUUCUUUGUACUUUAUUUGGCCUUUUAAUUUUCUUAUUCGAGCGACACUGAUGAGUCUUUUGUUGAAGAAAGUGUGCCUGGCGUACAGAAUUAUAAGCCUGAUAUUUUUGAUAAGUUUUUUUUACUAGAAAUGGUAUUGAUAGGUUUCUGCAAGAUUUAGAUGCAAAUAAUAUUUCCUCUCUUAAAAGAUUGUUACAAGCAUCAGAUGACUCACAAUAUAAAUGAUGCAGUAUAUAGUCUAAAACUUUUGAAGAAAUAUAUUUUUCAAAGUAAAGUAUGGAGUCUAAUACUUUUUCAAGAUAUAUGUGAAUUUGUUGUUAAUUGCCUUUGAAAUAAAUUGCGUUAAUUUUAUAUUUUUAAUCUGUAGUUUGUAUGGUAUACUUACAGUAUUAUUCUUGUUAGACCCAGCUAGGGUGUUAUGGUGUUUAGACAGAUGAUGUGUAUAUCUUAUGCUAGGCAGGGUACUGACAAUUGCUUUCAUUUCUGUGCUUGUUCUAUUUUUUUUAGUCAGGUGGAUAAUUGGUGUAAUAUUGUUUUAUUUAUUGUGAUAUUCCUUUUAAAUUAUGUCUUGAUUUUUAAAAAAGAAAUCAUGAAAUGUAUUGAAUGAUUACGUGUAACUGUGAUUUAAUAUAAAUGUCAUAUUUA
Messenger RNA from Mytilus californianus (California mussel), 9446 nucleotides. RefSeq names its product choline/ethanolaminephosphotransferase 1-like. Gene Ontology annotation, molecular function: diacylglycerol cholinephosphotransferase activity; ethanolaminephosphotransferase activity. NCBI's taxonomy places the organism in Eukaryota, Metazoa, Mollusca, Bivalvia, Mytilida, Mytilidae. The transcript has 9 exons. Bases 29 to 1162 code for a protein of 377 amino acids. Gene Ontology annotation, cellular component: Golgi apparatus; endoplasmic reticulum membrane. Gene Ontology annotation, biological process: phosphatidylethanolamine biosynthetic process. The record is from RefSeq and is a predicted model, not a curated record.